Haplochromis burtoni (Burton's mouthbrooder) is the source of this 2421-nucleotide messenger RNA. RefSeq names its product plakophilin-1 (gene pkp1a). Bases 212 to 2320 code for a protein of 702 amino acids. The transcript has 15 exons. NCBI's taxonomy places the organism in Eukaryota, Metazoa, Chordata, Actinopteri, Cichliformes, Cichlidae. The record is from RefSeq and is a predicted model, not a curated record. Gene Ontology annotation, cellular component: cytoplasm; adherens junction; plasma membrane. Gene Ontology annotation, biological process: cell-cell junction assembly; intermediate filament bundle assembly; cell-cell adhesion. Gene Ontology annotation, molecular function: cadherin binding.
CACACCACACCUUUCUGUGAACUCUCCCGACCGGGCGCGGUUCCCAGGGUGGAGUUAUACCGCCACUGCUCCGAGAACAACUACAACCAAUCUGCAUACUUAGCGCGGCCGUUACAGCUGUCGGUGCACUUUUUCUUUUCCCUCCGGGCCUGCGCUUCUCUGGAAGCCUGUUCUGUCGAUCCGUUCACAAGAGGGGCGCCGAGUUGGGAAGAUGAUGGCUCCGGAGCCGCUGCGAUCAGCGACAGCCAUCGGGGUCGCGGAGGAUACUUCGCUCGCGCUGCCCUCCGACAACAAGUUGCGGUCGGGACAGCAGCGCGUGCUGGACCAGGUCCACAGCAUUAAGAGGAGCAAGUCCAAACACGGCAAGAGUGUCAGAGCUCCUUCUCCUACAAGUCCACCUCUGCCGUCUUUCACAAAACAAACAGAUUUCGCCUCGUUCAGAUAUUCUCCAUCCAAAGCAAAUGGCACCUUCCGCAGCAAAUCCACUAUGUCUGCUGGCACCACGAAGGAGACGAGUCGUACUCUAUCCACUAGAAAUUCUGGAGGAAGAUAUAUGAGCACCUCCGGUGUUUGGGAAGAGAAUAUCAGUGCCUCCACCUGGCCAAAGGCUCCCAAUGGGAUAAAACCCAGUAAGAGUGACCCUGCCUUGGCCCCACCUUUUUCUCCUGCCACUGGACCUGGCAUGAGAAUAAAAGGACAGAUGGCACAGGGCCAAAGCACCUUUCAAACUCGAACAAACAGACACAGUGUUUCGUCAGUGACUAACGGUAAUGCGAUCACCAGCAGCCAGUCGCGCAUAGUCCGGAUGCCCUCCACCCAGUCUCAACAUGAGGGCAAGAUGGGUACCAUCAAAAUGGAGAGUAAAUCAAUGAUGAACAAUCCAGACCUGACCCUAAAGGAGGCUGUAGAGUUUUUGGAUAGCAGUGAGGAAAGUUACCAGCAGUGGGGAGCAACUUUCAUCCAACACACCACCUACACCGACGAGUCUGCCAAAUCAGAGGUUUUCCAACUCGGGGGCAUUCCUACUCUGGUGGCCCUGCUGAGAAGCAGCAAUCCUCAGGUGUGCCAGGUUGCUGCUGGAGCUCUGAGGAACCUGGUGUUCAAGAACCAAAAUAACAAACUGGAGGUUCAGCGCUGUGGUGGUAUAGCGAAGGCCCUUCAGCUGCUAAAGGAAACAGAUUCUACUGAGGCCCAGAAACAAAUUACCGGCCUGCUGUGGAACCUGUCCUCUGCCAACGAGCUGAAGGAAGAGCUUGCAGCUACAGCACUGCCCGCCCUGACUCAAUGUGUGGUGGUGCCCUACACAAGCUUGUCAGACACCGGUCCGAGUAGCUACAUUGACCCCUCUGUCUUCAGCUCUGCCACAGGGUGCCUGCGGAACUUGAGCUCUGGUCGGGGUGGACAGAGGCAGGCAAUGAGAAGCUGUCCUGGCCUUAUCGACUCCCUCAUGAGUUACAUGAAGUCCUGUGUGGCAGAGCAAAACCCCGAUGACUCGUCCUUGGAGAACUGUGCAUGCAUCCUCCAUAACUUGUCCUACAAACUGGAGCAAGAGUCCCCCAUGAGUUUCAUAAACUACAACCCAAGUAGAGAUGCCCAACACGAGAAAAGCCCCACAAUUGGAUGCUUCAGCCCUAAGAGCAGCAAGGCCCAAAAGACGUUCUCCUUUGAUACUGUGGAUGCUAGCCCCCCAUCAGGUGUUAAGUGGUUGUCCCAUCCCAAAGCUAUAGACACCUACCUGUCCCUCCUGGAAUCGUCCGAGAACAAAGCCACUCUAGAGGCCUGCUGUGGUGCUCUGCAGAACCUCACUGCCAGCAAGGGAAGCGGGUCAGAUGCUGUGAGCCAAAUUUUGGUUAGUAAGUCCAGAGAUCUGAGUCAAUUUGGACCUCUGCUGAAGCCCUCUAACCCGAAGCUUCAGAACACUGCCUUGUCCUUGUUGGGUAACAUGUCUCGGACCGACAGUUUGCAAGGCACCAUGGCAAAGCAGAUCUUGCCUCAGCUCGGAGAACUCCUGCAGGGUGGGCCCAGUCAGUUGGGAAAUUCUGACGAGUCUGUAGCAGCAGCUUGCAACACAGUGCUAAGACUGAUGUCAGCAAACAGUGACACCAGCAAGAAGGUCAUCAAUAAUGCCGUUAUUCGGUCGCUAUUUGACCUCAGUGAAGACAAGAAACUUACCAAGGGAAGCAGCGCAGCCUCGCUGCUGCUGUACAGCAUAUGGCAAGACAAGAAUUUGCAAAGCUCUGUGAAAAAGAUGGGGUUGACCAAAUCAGCCUUCAUCAACGACAACAUAACCCACGUGGUCUCGCAGCUCGAAGGACAGUGAUCGGGCGGGAUCGGCAGCAGUAACCGUAAAAGAUAGAAACCGACGUGUUCAGACACUGCUGUUGCCACACCCUUCCAACGAAGACAACAAAAAAAGAGAGA